Messenger RNA from Danaus plexippus (monarch butterfly), 1390 nucleotides. RefSeq names its product tRNA N6-adenosine threonylcarbamoyltransferase, mitochondrial-like. The coding region runs from base 135 to 1370 and encodes 411 amino acids. Lineage: Eukaryota; Metazoa; Arthropoda; Insecta; Lepidoptera; Nymphalidae. Gene Ontology annotation, biological process: tRNA threonylcarbamoyladenosine modification. Gene Ontology annotation, cellular component: mitochondrion. The record is from RefSeq and is a predicted model, not a curated record. The transcript has a single exon.
ACGACACUUAGCUACACUUAGGUAGCUAGUAGUUACUUACUAGGUAAUAGGUAUACCGCAGUGGUAAUUGGUAAUGUAAAUAAUAAUAUUAUGUUUAUUGCCGUCUUUAUUGAGAGGUCUAUUUAAAAAGUACAAUGAAUAAAGUAUUUCACUCUGAUAUACUCAAACUGUCGAAAAAAAGUCUGUUAAAAAAAUAUUGUAGUUAUGUUAUAAAAAGAAAAUAUUCCAGUAUUUUGGGAAUUGAAACAUCUUGUGACGAUACAGGUUGCGCUUUAAUUGACUUAAACGGAAAUAUUUUAUCAGAAACUUUACAUUCUCAAAAUUUAAUACAUCUUCGUAAUGGUGGAAUUAUACCCGAUAUUGCCCAAGACUUGCACCGAAGAUAUAUCGGGCCUGUUGUUGAUAAAACUUUGGAAAAGGCUGAAUUAAGCAUGUCUGAUGUUAGUGCUAUAGCUGUGACUGUUGAACCAGGCCUACCUUUAAGUCUUGUUAUAGGCAUGAAGUAUGCAAAGCAUUUAGCAAGAAAAUAUAAAAAGCCAAUAAUUCCUAUCCAUCAUAUGGAGGCGCAUGCUUUGAUUGCAAGAAUGGUUCAUGAUAUAUCAUUUCCUUUUUUGACAUUACUUAUAUCUGGUGGCCAUUGUUUAUUAGCAGUUGCUCAAGAUGUAAAUGAAUUUAAGCUAUUAGGCCAAAGCUUAGAUAGUGCCCCAGGAGAGGUUUUUGAUAAAGCGGCUAGAAGGUUGAAACUGAGAAACAUUCCAGAACUAUCACAAAUGUCAGGGGGUCAAGCAAUAGAAACAGCGGCUUCAAAGGCAACAAAUCAUAACAUUUUCAAAUUUCCACUACCUCUAGCAGAGACCAAAGAUUGUAAUUUUAGUUUUAAUGGCUUCAAAAGUACUGCCUUGUAUCAUAUAUUAAAAAAAGAAAGAGAACACAAUAUUGAAGGUGAUCAAGUAAUCCCAGAAGUUAAUGAUCUAUGUUUAGCAAUGUUGAUGGGAGUAACAAGACAUUUGUUACAUAGGACUCAAAGAGCUAUGGAAUUUUGUGAGAUUAAUAAUCUUUUGCCAGAAAAUAAGAAACAAUUAGUUGUUUCGGGUGGUGUAGCCUGUAAUAAUCAUAUAUUCAAAGCUCUUUCAAUAUUAUGCCAAGAAUUUGGUUAUGAAAUAUACAGACCCCCACCAAAGCUGUGUACUGAUAAUGGAUCGAUGAUUGCUUGGAAUGGUUUAGAAAAGUACAAAAAACAAAUCGACAUAGUAACCGACUUAAACCAAAUAAAUAUAAAUCCUUCCAGCCCCUUAGGGGAAAGUUAUAUACAGAAAGUUAAAGAAGCUAGAAUACCAAUCAAAUUAAUAAAAAUAAAGGUUAAAUCAUAAUAAAGAGAAAGGCUCAAAAA